This is a messenger RNA of Paramormyrops kingsleyae, 2014 nucleotides long. Lineage: Eukaryota; Metazoa; Chordata; Actinopteri; Osteoglossiformes; Mormyridae. The record is from RefSeq and is a predicted model, not a curated record.
GCCUGCUGUGUGUGAGAAUCAAAACCACAGAGACAGUGAAGGUACAGAGAAUGAGAAAGUGAUUGUUACUCUCCACAGAUCUGGGCUCAGUUACACACACACGUAUGGAUCCUCUGAUGCUCCUGUUUCUUCUCAUUGCUGGGCUCACAGGUGCUGACAGUGUGUCCUCAGUGAGAUCGGUGACUGCACAGAGAGGAGGAUCUGUCACCAUCCCAUGUCCUUAUGAUGGCAGAUAUGAAUCUCAUGUGAAAUACUGGUGCAGAGGGAGUGUCUGGGGUUCAUGUACAACCAUAGUACGCACUGACUUUCCACAGAAGAAGGGUGAAGUGUCAAUCAGAGAUGAUCCUGACCAGCGAGUCUUCACUGUGACUAUGGACAACCUGGAAACUGGGGGCUCUGAUAUCUACUGGUGUUGUGUGGAGGUCACUGGUACAGAUGUUGGAGAUCAAGUUUACCUGUCAGUCACUGAGGCUGUGUCCACGAUGAGCACGGUGUUUGUACAGAGUGGAGGAUCUGUCACCAUCCCAUGUUUCUAUAGCAACAUGUAUCAACAUCAGGAGAAAUACUGGUGCAAUGGGAGUGACUGGAGUUCAUGUACUCCUAUAGUACGCACUAAUAGCCCAAAGAAAAGUGCUGAAGUGUCAAUCAGAGAUGAUCCUGGCCAGCGACUCUUCACUGUGAUCAUGAACAAUCUGAAAAUUGUGGACUCUGGUUACUACUGGUGUGGUGUGGAGAUCAUCGGAGGUUCAGCUGUGGGAACACGGGUUUCCCUGUCAGUCACUGAGGGUGUGUUCACACUGAACACGGUGACUGUAGAGAGAGGAGGAUCUGUCACCAUCCCAUGUUUCUAUGACAACAAAUAUCGACAGUAUGUGAAAUACUGGUGCAAAGGGAGUGACUUGAGUUCAUGUACUCCCAUAAUACGCACUGACUCUCCAAAGAUGAAGGAUGAAGUGUCAAUCACAAAUGAUCCUGCUAAGCAAGUCUUCAAUGUAACCAUGAACAAUCUGACAGCUGUAGACUCUGGUUACUACUGGUGUGGUGUGGAGACCAACAGAAGUUCAGCUGUGGGAACACGGGUUUACCUGUCAGUCACAGAAGGAUGGAUUAUUGAAAAACAGAGCUUGUUUCUGUAUGUAGGACUGGGCUUAUCGGUGCUGCUGUUGAUCAUCAUCAUCAUCAUCACAUGGAAAGUGUGUGACAAACACAAGAAAAAAAGGGCCAUGAACCAAAAUCCAGGAAGUACAGAAUUAACAUUGAACCCAGAACAUGAAUUUGCUGUCAUAGACAGAACUGGCAUCAUAAAGGGAGACCCGCUAGAGCAGCAGGUGUCCUCUAGAUGUUCUUCUCACCAUUCUGUUGUAAGCUCAUCCAAGAGUGUGGUCUACAGCUCAUUCACCCUGAAGCACAUAGAGGGGCCACCGUGAUGAUCACCAGAGAGGAGCAUCUUACAGUGAUGUCAGCUGUAUUUAAAUGGCAUGCAGCACUGUCACGUUCCAGUGUGACAGUAAGAAUCAGCUGGUGUGAAACACACAUUCAUGGCUGUUGUGCCUUUGAACCACAGUCAAUGUGCUAUUUGCCUCAUUUAUACAUUGCUUUGGACAAAAUAGAAAAAAAUCUAUUUUCUUGGCGUUUUGUGAAUUGUUGCUUUUCAUUCAUACAAACUGAAAAAAUAUCAAUGGCUAUCCUGUUUAAUUAGUAUAAAAUAAAAUAUCUGUUACCACAAUAUACAUUAUUUUGAUGUAUUUCCCAGUGUCUGUUUGUCUCUUGUGUAUAUACAGUAUGUACCAGUGGGGGUUUACUGAGGUCUAAGGACUCUGGCUUUAAUUUUAAACUCUUCUUAUGCACUUCACUGCCCCCUGCUGGAGCAGCUUCACUAUUUUGCUGCUUCCCUGCUCUCCUCUGACUGUGGGAUUAAAAGCUGCCCUGUUGCUGUUAUAUUAUGUAUCAGUAUGUAUCUGACUUGCACAGUAUUUGUUUCAUACAUAACAUUAAUAAAAAUGCCUUUCAUCAA